AUGUCGGACGAUAUCACCCUCGCAGGUUAUCUUUUCGAACGCCUUCAUCAAGUUGGCCUACACGCCGUGCAUGGCGUCCCCGGAAACCAUAAUAUCGGAAUACUGAGAGAAGCCACUGAUGCGGCGCUUGGAUGUGUCACACACCGUAGCGAUCUUAGUGUCGGACUUGUCGCAGAUGGAUAUGCACGGGUCAAGGGUAUCGCCGCUGUGAUAUCUUCAUUCGAGAAUAUGUCACCGUCGGUCCCGACGGCAAUCGCUGCCUCGUACCGGGAUAGAAUUCCAGUUGUGCUUGUGAUUGGUACACCCGAACGAAAGGUGCAAGCGCAGGCUUCCAAAUUCCACCAUUCAUUCUUCGACGCGCAGCCUAAUGUUCCUCGUCAGCCUGAUGUCUUUCAAACACUCGCUGACUGCUUCGACAAAAUUACCAUUACCCAGGAGUUUCUUGUUCACCCUAGCGAGGCGACUGCUCAGAUUGAUACUGCCAUUCGAGGAUGUAUCAUGCAGUCUCUGCCUGUUUAUAUCGAACUGCCGGAAGAUUUGGUCGGCAGUAUGGUACCGGUGAAGGGACUCGUUCAGCGCCUGGACUUCAACGCUCCGCCCCACGAUGCUGAGAUCGAACAAACGGUAGUGGCCAGUAUCAUGAACAAGAUUAGGCACGCACAACGACCGGUGAUUCUCGUGGAUGCGGGUGUUCCAUCUUGUGGUCUUACCAAGGAAGCAAGCCAGCUGGCGAAAAAGACUAGGUUUCCAACUGCUGCGACCCAGUUCAGCAGAGGUGUUGUAGAUGAAACACUCAAAAACUUCCAUGGGGAUAUCUCGGAUUUCGACAUGUACGGUUCAUACUUCAGAUCGUCUGACCUGAUUCUCCUUAUUGGACCUCUGAAUACCACUAAGUGGGCUGCUCCCGCCGUGUUCGAGGCGAAGACAGCAGAAACCGUCACAUUCAAUAGAAAUUCCGUUGUCAUUGGGGACCAAAGUUAUGAGCUCUUCUCUAGACCUGUGCUUCAGCGGAUUCUAGACUGCCUGACUGAGAGGAAACUGCGUGAUCUUGCGCCCUACCCCAAUUUACCCAAUGUCCGCGACAGCAUUGAAAUGCUCCCAAGUCAGAGAAAUACUGCAUUACUUCAGCAUGACAUUUAUUCCACCUUUUGGCGACGGAUGUCUCUUUUUUUCCGUCCGGGUGAUAUUAUCUUGACUGAAACCCAAACAGCUCAGGAUGGAGCACGCUCAUUUGUUUUGCCGCGUGAUACAACCAUAAUCAAUCCUGGUAUCAGGAAGUUCGCCGGACACAUGCUUGCUACCACCUUGGGUGUCGCUUCGGCAAAACAAGGCCUUGCCAAAGCAACCUGCCGGCUUUCGCACGGACGAACAGUUCUCUUUGAAGGAGCCAAGGGUUUCCAAGAGGGCCGAAAUGACCUCAGAGCCAUCAUCGAUAACAAGCUCAAUGCCAUCAUAUUCGUGAUCAACGAAGGAGAACCCAUCGUUGAAAGGCUAAUGCACGCAAUGGAGUACCGCCAGCAGGAUUCUGGUCACUGGAGAUACGCAGAAUCCGUUUCUUUCUUUGGAGCCCCAAAUGUGACAUCUUACCCGGUCUCUUCCACCAUAGCCAGAACAUGGGGCGACAUUGACAUCAUUUUCCAUGAUGAGAUGGUUCAAUCCGGGACAGGGCUGCACGUUGUGGAUGUCAUGGUCAGACCCGGAGAUCCAAAUCAAAGCCCGUGUAUUCUCACGGAGAUAUAUGGCCCACCCCCGAGCCCGUUUACCUUGAAGAAGCAUCACAUCAAGCAAGAUUGA
Penicillium roqueforti is the source of this 1794-nucleotide messenger RNA. RefSeq lists its product as uncharacterized. Gene Ontology annotation, molecular function: magnesium ion binding; thiamine pyrophosphate binding; carboxy-lyase activity. The coding region runs from base 1 to 1794 and encodes 597 amino acids. The transcript has a single exon. NCBI's taxonomy places the organism in Eukaryota, Fungi, Ascomycota, Eurotiomycetes, Eurotiales, Aspergillaceae. The record is from RefSeq and is a predicted model, not a curated record.